Messenger RNA from Phialemonium atrogriseum, 663 nucleotides. RefSeq lists its product as uncharacterized. The record is from RefSeq and is a predicted model, not a curated record. Bases 1 to 663 code for a protein of 220 amino acids. NCBI's taxonomy places the organism in Eukaryota, Fungi, Ascomycota, Sordariomycetes, Cephalothecales, Cephalothecaceae. The transcript is spliced from 7 exons.
AUGACGGUAUCGACCUCGGGACCGUUAACCACACCCCAGCCCGGUGACGGGGAGGCUUCGCUCACGCAUGUGCACCCUGGGCCCUCGAAACGGGGCAGCGGAAACACACCAUCCUCUAGCCAAGGAUGUUGGAUAUUCUCCCGCUGCGUGCCGCCCAUCGAGGAUGUGGCCUGUAGUAUUCCCGAAAUUAAGAGAACGAAGAAUGGGAAGACCGGGAAAUGGAGAAUUGGGGAAUCAACCGAAGGAGUAGACGCGGUCGAGGAGCCGCGAUUACCACCUUUCCCGGGACCCAGGAGGGCUCGUGACCAGUCGAUAGACUUGAGCGAUCGGUCCGUUGGCGAGAGGUGGGCAGGGAAGGAAAUGCGGCGGCGGCAAAGCGGCCAUACAGGCCAGAGGAAAGCCAGAAGUGGCUCCCUUAAUGAGCCGGUUAGGGGGCCACCCUCGCAGGAUGGGAAAGAUGGGACGCUGAUUGACGUGGGAUUUCGUCGUCAUGCUAGCCAAUCGACGUGCCGGAUUUGCGGGCACACAUAUCUGCCGCAGUUCAGCAGCACGUACCGCGUAACAACGUACGACAACUUGGGCUGGUACAGCAGUACUUGGGUAUUGCGCAGUCGUGAUCGGCAAGGGUGGCGGCCCUGGAGAGCUGGAAAGAGCAUGCCGUAG